AUGGACUUUGUGGACAAGGAGAAACUGAGAGACAAUGUAACCUCCUUGGUGGCUUUCCGUGACAAUGUCCAGUCUGUUGUCAAUGAGCUGGAGGAGAUGUGCAGAAACACAGAGGAAAACUAUAGGACUCAGAAACAGAGUGUGUGUGACAAAUUCAGCAACAUGCUUUCUAUUCUGGAGCACCAACACAAGGUAAUGAUCCAACAAAUCAGCUCUGAAGAGGAACAGAAGUUAAGUGAAACCCAGAUGUUGAUUCGUUGCUGUGGUGAGAGCGUGGAGGCCAACAGGAGACUGUUGGAGAGCGCCGAGAGCAGCAUGGAUGACAUGGAGAUGGCUGCUUUUGUGAAGAGUUCAAGAAAGCUGAUCACAACAGUGAUGGCAGCUUCCAGCUCCUGUCCAGCAGAGACACUGAAACCAAGUUUUGAACAUAAAAGCUUUUACAAAAUUAAUUUCAGCAGACAAGAGAAAGCUUUAAAGAGCAUUGAUUUCAUCAAAGUUGUGGAGGAUGUCCCCGAAGAACUAGAAGGCAGUCCAGAGCCAGAAGAACCCAAGGUGUCCUUAAUCCAGAGCACAGAACUGGAACAGUAUCAAGAACCUUCAGUAAAGGACCUGGACAUUGCAGAGGAACCAGCUCAGGAGUGGAUUCCUGCACCUUUAUGUCCACUAGUGAAACCAGUACAGCCAACAGAACAAAAAGUAGCAUCAGUCCCUGCAGUUCUACCUGUAGAGAGAGACACUGACACUGUUGAGUCUGACUGGGAACUUAUGCAGCUGGACACUCAUGAGCCAGACUCAAAUGUUGAAGAACCAGGUCAUAUUAAUGUGGAAACGAGGGAGGAGACCAAAAAAGCAGUGGAGGCACCAUAUCCCAUAAAAGUGGGAAACAGCAGUGACAACCAGGAAGGAAUAAGCAUGCAGCAGGCUGUCAUGCUGUUCUUCUACCUGGUGGCCUUCCUGGUCAUCCUGCAGAGGAUUUGGGCUUACAUUGGCUGUUUCAUUUGUGCAUAG
Messenger RNA from Nematolebias whitei (Rio pearlfish), 1008 nucleotides. RefSeq names its product tripartite motif-containing protein 55-like. NCBI's taxonomy places the organism in Eukaryota, Metazoa, Chordata, Actinopteri, Cyprinodontiformes, Rivulidae. The coding region runs from base 1 to 1008 and encodes 335 amino acids. The record is from RefSeq and is a predicted model, not a curated record. The transcript is spliced from 8 exons.